UCAGGAUUAAUUAGCAUAUACAAAACAUAACUGCAACAAGCAGCUUGAAUUCUCCAAAGACAGACUUUGAUUUUUUCUGCAUCAUUUAAAAGGACAGUUGGAACUUGGAACCGACACAUUCUUGUGGUUCCAAUCCAAUUCUAUACAUACAUGAAUUCGACUUACUUAUCUUCAUUAAAAUCCUCUGCCAUUCAUUUAUUUGCUGAUUUUUAUAGAAUUGAGCUUCAUUUUCAACUCCCUCAUCUGUCCCUUGUUCCUAUCUCUUCAAUCCCAACUCCAUUUUCCCCAGCCGGCAGCCAUGGGAGGAGAACAGAAGGUCUGACGACAAUGGUGAUCAAGGUCGAUCUGGACUGCUACAAGUGCCGCAACAAGAUCAAGAAAGUCCUCUGCAGGAUCCCUCGAGAUUGGGAAUCGAGUGUACGACCAAAAAGCCAACUUGGUGAUCAUCACGGUGCUGUGCUGCAGCCCGGAGAAAGUGAUGGAGAAGAUUUGUUGCAAAGGCGGCGAAUCGGUGAAGGGAAUCGAGAUCGUCAAACCCCCGCCGCCGAAGCCGAAGGAGGAGCCGAAGAAGCCAGACGAGCCGCCGAGGCCGAAGGAGAUCUCAGCAGAUAUGGGGAAACCAAAAGAGCAGCCGAAGCAUCGAGAAACCGCCAAGGCGGUGAUGUCGUCACCAGCUUUUCCGAUGUGCUACUGCCACCGGGAGUUCUACGAAGGGCGCGGCGUCGCGCCGCCGCCGCCGUGCUACGGCAUGCAGGGGCAUCCGUGCUACGAAGGGUACGGACGGCCGGUGUACGACAGUUGGGGCGGCGGGUACAGGGGAGGGUAUUACGUCAGCAGAGGGGAGUGCUUUAGCGACGACAAUCCAUCGGGUUGCAUCGUCAUGUAAAGGCUAAACGAGAGACUAACAUCUUUUCGAUUUUCCUCUUCGUCUAGUCUUAUUUUUGGAAUUUUAAGAAACAUUCGAAUAUUAAAGUCAUGUAAGUGUGUUUUAAUUUUCACGGAAUGUAAGUAUAUACCUUGUUUUGAUAUAAUGUUACGUGUUAUUACUUGUAUUUUAGAUGAUAUUUUAUAUAUUUUAUAAAUGUAUAAACAUUAUUGUGAUUUUUUCAUAUAUUGGAC
This is a messenger RNA of Linum tenue, 1119 nucleotides long. NCBI's taxonomy places the organism in Eukaryota, Viridiplantae, Streptophyta, Magnoliopsida, Malpighiales, Linaceae. The record is from the annotation of a GenBank genome assembly.